Molecule: messenger RNA, 1191 nt
Organism: Procambarus clarkii (red swamp crayfish)
Lineage: Eukaryota; Metazoa; Arthropoda; Malacostraca; Decapoda; Cambaridae
Source: RefSeq, a predicted model, not a curated record
ACAUCACACUCCACUAUGAAGCUCCUGAUACUUGUCUCCUUGGUUGCGGCAGCCGCCGCCGAGAAACGUCCGGCCUACAGUCUACAAAGACCGUCUGGUCCAGGCUUCGUAAUAGGUGGAUCAGGAGGUGGAGGCUUCGGAAGUGGAGGCUUCGGUGGUGGCGUAGGGGCCGGGGGAGGAGGCUUCGGUGGCGGCGCAGGAUUGGGUGGCGGCGCAGGAUUGGGUGGCGGCAGCGUUGGAUUCGGUGGCGGCGCAGGAUUUGGUGGCGGCGCAGGAUUCGGUGGCGGCGCAGGAUUCGGUGGAGGAGUAGGAUUCGGUGGAGUCAGCUGUGGAGCUGGACAGGUUCGUCAUGUGGACGGAAGUUGCGUGACUCCUGUUGUCACCAGAAACUCCUUUGUGUAUACUGCUCCACCAGUGGCCCCAAUCGUCGGUCCACGCCCACAAGUUCCCCUACCAAAGCUUGAACACAACAUUAUCUUCAUCCGUACCCCAGAAGUCGGACUUCGUCAGGAACCCAUUGUGGUGCCACCACCUCAACAGAAGAACGUCGUGUACGUCCUCAACAAGCGACCAGAACUGGAGCAAAAGGUCGUCCACGUUCCAGCACAAGAACAACAGACUCCAGAAGUGUUCUUCGUCAACUACGGAGAGGGCGACAACCCGACUCUACCUACAGGAGAGGAUCUCCAUUCUGCCCUCGGUGCUGCUGCUCACGGUGGAGGUCAGGUUAUUGGAGGCGGCAUUGGAGGUGGCAUUGGCGGUGGCAUUGGCGGUGGCAUUGGAGGUGGCAUUGGAGGCGCCAUUGGAGGCGGCAUUAGUGGUGGCCAUGGAGUCGGCAUUGGUGGUGGCCAUGGAGUCGGCAUUGGUGGUGGCCAUGGAGGCGGCAUUGGUGGUGGUUUUGGAGACGACUUCAGUAGUGGUGAGAGCAGAGAAGGUGGCUUCAGUGUGUCGACCCCAUCUGGUCUAUAUUCCACACCAUAAAUAUGUUAACACCGCCUUCUCCCUCAGGCUCCGGCCCUUGUACUGUAGGACGGAACAACUUAUCUUCUUUAUGUAAUUUUCAGUUUAGCUAAUCCUUCCACUUGUGUAAUAUUUAUUUCAUCCAAUCGAUGGAUUUAUUUAAUAUGACAAACACCGAUAUCACCUAUUGUAAACAAUGGUUAAGAUACAAAUAAAACCUUAUUUAAAUUA